Molecule: messenger RNA, 1059 nt
Organism: Trichobilharzia regenti
Lineage: Eukaryota; Metazoa; Platyhelminthes; Trematoda; Strigeidida; Schistosomatidae
Source: the annotation of a GenBank genome assembly
AUGGGCAACUGCCUAAGGUGUAGAAAUAUUGAAUCAUCAGUCGAUGUGAGGAAUAACGAUGCGCAGCGUAGAGCAGAGGGUGAAUCACGUCGAAGUCGUUUACCCCCAUAUUUUGAGAAUGAUCCUAUUAUGCAUCCGACUCCUGGUGUCUCACGACCAAUGUCUCAGUUAACUGAAGAAGAACAAGUGAGAAUAGCCACUCGAAUGGGUUUGAUUUCCACACUGCCACUAUUUAAAUUUGAUGAAUCAAAAAGGGAAAAGUUGUCUGAAUGUAUCAUAUGCAUGUGUGAAUAUGAAGAAGGCGAAGAACUUCGCUAUCUGCCCUGUCUACACACGUAUCAUCGUAUUUGUAUUGAUGAUUGGCUGAUGCGAGCAUUAACAUGUCCUUCGUGUUUAGAAGAAAUUCGACCUAAUUCUCCAGCAAGAGCUCGUUCUAAUAAUGGAACUCAAACGGAGAAUUUUUUCAAUGGUACAUCAGAGACACCUGCUGCUGUUAACCACCAGGCAACUGAAACUUCAUGUCCUCCUCCUCCUCCUCCUCCUCCUCCUCCACAACAACAACAACAACCGCCACAACAGCAAGAUAGUCAACCGACUAAUGAAUUAAGAAGACCUAGUGUUACUGAAUUUCGUACUAGAAAUGUACACUCAAAUUCAUCCAGUCAAUCACAAACUACUACUAUUCAACGUUUAAUUUUAGGAAAAUUAAAAAGUCAUAAUAAUAGUAGUGGUGGUGAUGUUACAGAUAUUCUUAACAAUUCACCCACCGGUGUUGUACAUCCUCUUCCGCGUCAUCGUAAUCAUCAACAGUAUCAACAUCAUCGACGUACACGAUCAAUUGGUCCUAGUAGACGAUCACCUUCUGUAAAUGCUUCCAGUGCAACUUUGCCUUAUACUUAUCGUCGUGGAAAUAGUGUCACAGCGAUUGAUACUAUUCAACCUGUACAGUUAAGUGAUGAUAAUUUAUCAUUAUCACCUAAUCCAAAUGAUUUUCCCAGUCCAACGAAUAUAAGACACAGACAAUUGAAUGGGGAUUCGAAUGAGGCUCAACCACGUUGA